Mugil cephalus (flathead mullet) is the source of this 10436-nucleotide messenger RNA. It is a transcript of the gene atm, whose product is annotated as ATM serine/threonine kinase. Gene Ontology annotation, biological process: DNA repair. The coding region runs from base 179 to 9469 and encodes 3096 amino acids. The record is from RefSeq and is a predicted model, not a curated record. The transcript is spliced from 63 exons. Lineage: Eukaryota; Metazoa; Chordata; Actinopteri; Mugiliformes; Mugilidae. Gene Ontology annotation, molecular function: protein binding; protein serine/threonine kinase activity.
UCCAGCGUGUCGUGCGUGUGCGUGAGACUGUUAAUGCGCGUCAAGAUGGCAAAGUUGUCAUGAGAGGCAAAGCAGCUCCUCAGCUCACAUCCGCAUGUGUUUGACAGCUUAGCACCUACAACCGUUCCAGUCAUUUAAGAGGGACAGGCAGAGCAGUCUGGAUCCACUGUGAAGCACAAUGAGUCUGGCUCUUCACGAUCUCCUGCUCUGCUGCAGAGGGCUGGAGAAUGACAAAGCUACAGAGAGGAAGAAAGAGUCUGAACGCUUCAGACGGCUCCUUCGAUCACCAGAGGUCGUGCAGGAACUUGAUCGCAACUCGGCAUCUAAAGCUAAAGGCUCCAAGCAGCUCACAUGGGAUGCUGUUUUCAGGUUCCUUCAGCGUUAUGUCCAGAAGGAGACAGAAAGCAUGCAAUCAAGCAAAGCCAACGUCACAGCAACCACGCUGACCACGCGGCAGAAGAAAAUGGCUGAAAUGUGCAGCCUGAUCAAAUACUUCAUUCGCUAUGCAAACAAGCGUGGGCCUCGUCUAAAGUGCAGUGAGCUGCUGAAGCAUGUGAUAGAGAUCCUGCAGAAUUCAUACUGCUGUUCGGCCUAUGGAGAAAACUACAGCAGCCUCCUUUUAAAGGACAUCCUCUCUGUCCGCAAGUACUGGUGUGACAUCACUCCACAGCAGUGGCAUGAUCUGCUGGACUUGUACUGCGGCUUGUUCAACACUUCUUCCAAAUCCAUCAACCGAGUUUUGGUGAGCAGAGUCGUCCACACGGUGGUGCAGGGCUGCUGUAUGCAGACUGAUGGAUUCAACGAUGCUCUGUUCAGCUUCUUUUCCAAAGCGCUGCUCAAUGCCAGGCAGGAGAAACACUUGACUGUUUUGGAGCACACGGUCUCAGCUCUGAACAUCUUCUUGAGAUCGGCGGCCAUGAACUGUAGGAUGAGGGUGUGUCGGCUGGGAGAGGAGCUUCUGCCUUCUCUACUGUACAUCUGGGUGGACAUGAGGCCCAGUGCUGCUCUCAAGGAGGAGAUUGUGGAGUUCCUGAACUUGCAGAUCUGUGUUCACCACCCCAAGGGAGCCAAGACACAGGACACAGGUGCACAUGCUGAGGAUUGGACUAGGUGGCGGAGUCUGCUGUACGACCUGUACAAUGCCUUGGUCAGAGAGAUCAGUCACAUAGGCAGCAGAGGGAAGUACGUCACAGGGACCAGGCACAUAGCUGUCAAAGACAAUCUCAUCGAGCUCACAGCUCAUAUCUGUCACCAGCUGUUCAGCGAUGACAGUGACGCCCAUGUCCUGGGGGUCACCCAGACUUCCAUCAGAGCCACGCAGAUGGGCAGCCCCACCCAUGGGACAGCCAGCAAGCGACGCCGCAUUGAAUUGGGCUGGGAGGUCCUGCGAGACCAUCUGCAGCCUCAGCAUAAUGACUUUGAUAUCAUACCAUGGCUGCAGAUCACCACAGUGCUCAUUUUUAAGUUCCCGUCCAUGGUGCCUGGCCAAGAGCUGGUCCAACUGCUGUCAGUGUUGCACCAGCUCCUGGCAGAGCAGCGGAGAGGAGAGAGGAGCCUGUAUGUGCUGCGCUGCCUGAGGGAGGUGGCCCGUUGUCAGGCCCGCUACCCACAGAGAGCCCAAGUCCACCGGGCGGAGCUGAGCAGGCUCUGGGUUCGUGUUUGGGCUCUGUCAGUGCGAGGGGUCAGCUCAGCCCAAACAGAGUCCCCCAGCUUGGACCUGCUGGCCUCCAUCGUCCACGGCGAGCUGAUUAAUAUUGACAGAGAGUUUUGGAGGCUUUUCUCUGGACCUGGAUGCAAGCCGUCCCAGAGUGCUGCACUCUGUUUAGCCCACUCCCUGCUCAAGUGUCCAGUCCCCAGAAGCCUCACGACACACUGGAGCUGGGACCACGUUGGAGCCUCAGAAGGAUCUGCAACACCCAGUCUGAAGGAGACCCUUGUAGCUUGGCUGCUGAUGAGCGAUCAAAGUGAUGAGAUGGAGGAUAGCUCCAGACCCCACCCCAUCAUUUGCAGGGACUUGCCUAACAAUCUGAUAGCAAACAUCUUGGUUUCACUGACCUUAAAAGACACAAGAGUUGGACUGAAGUUUCUGCUGGGUACUGAAGGAGCAGAAAGUUCUGAGAGUGCCUUUGCUCAAGAACUAAAGUCAUCGGAUGCCAAAGACGACCUGGAACAGGUUGAGAGACUUUACCAGCAGUUCAGCUUCAACACGCUGCCUCCAGAGAUCCGAGGGACCGAAGAGUCUGUGGAGACGGCCUCAGCAGACAGUCAGUUUGCAGCAGUCCCUGGUCUCAGAAACAAGCUGGAGCAGUCACUGCUUUGUGUGGCGGACAGUUUACUCAACAGCUACUCUCCUGAUUCUCAGUCCACCCCUCCAGAGUGUCUGGUGCGUUGUUUCAGUCUCCUGACUGGUGUUCUAGCGGGAUACGUCUCCACCGGGUUUCUGACGAAAGAGGAGGCCUGCCGCUCACAGCUCUUCUCUAAAGCAAAGGCGCUGGCUCAGGACUUCAGUGAGUUUGUUUCUAGUGUCAAAUUGAAAAUGACAGAAGAGGGAUCCAUGUCCACGCUGAGGUCUGUUAUGAAGCUUUGCACGCAGUCCGCCAGCAGAAAAAACAAGGAUAAUAUUUGUCCCAUUGCCUCUGGUUUAUUUAUAAUGACUCUACCAGCCAGUCUUCUCAGUGAGCUGGCAGAAAUCUGCAAGCUCUUGCUAAGCAGCGUUUCCAAGAGGGUGAUGGCUGUGGAUGAAGACGAUCCUAUGGACGAUGACUUUGAAGUGACCAGAACUCAUCAAGGGGAUGACUUUGACCUGUUUGAAGAUGGUGAAGAGUCCCACAGCGGCACGAGUGGGGCCCACAGACAGAAUGGAGCCAACUCUGACACAACUUACAGACCAGGUGCAAAAAGUCUGCUCGCUGAUGAUCAUCUGGUGGGGCAGGACCUGGCUCUCCUCGCAGCCUUGGGGUUCCUGUGUGAGUGUGCCUCUGUGCAGCCCGUCCACGGUCUGCUUUUCGAACCACAGGAGGUGCGACGCAGACUGCUGCUGCUGGUGAAGCAGAUCGACUUCAGCAAAGCCCUGCACCUCAACAUGUAUCUUGUCCUAUUAAAGAAGCUUCCAGCUGAAGACUCGCUCUCUCCAGAGGAAUUUGAUGGGCUGCUCGGCCCCCUGGCGGACCUGUGUUCGUUGUACCGUCAGGACCAAGAGAUCUGUGCUGCUGUGCUGCUGAGUUUGUUGCCCUCCAUAAGGAGCCUGGGGAAAACACACCACAUGCCUGAGGACAUGAGACACGUUCAGGGAUCCCUGCUACAAGUGGUGUCUGGCUUCUGUUUCCUGAGCCAAACAGGGAAAUGCGUGGGGACAGUUCGAGCUGCUUUAGUGCAGUGUCUGGUUGCUUUGCUAGAGGCUGACCCAGGUUGUAACUGGGCAAUCCUGAAUGUCAGAGAUCAAGACAGACAGGAGGAUCGUCCAGUGUCUUCUAUCCUCCCGUCUCACCUCGCGGAUGCCCACCACCAAGUCCGCAUGCUGGUAGCUAUGUCUGUAGAGAGGCUGUUUCUUGAGCUGAGACCGGAGCAUCUGGAGAAGAGGAAGAUGCUUCCACUAAAACACCAGCAGACGGCUUUUGAGAACAUCUACCUGAAGGCUCAGGAGGGGAUGAAGCUCCCAAGAAGCCUCUCUGCGGAGGACCAGCAGGACGAGAUGUUCAACCGCAAAGCCACGCUGCUGAAGAGUUUGUCCGUCGUGAUGUGUUGUAGCCCGGUGUGUGAAAAGCAGUCUCUGUUCGCCCUCUUCCAGUCCUACAAAGAAAACAAUAUAGAGGAGCAGCACAUCAAGAAGAUGUUGUGCAGCGUAUCCAGGGUACUGGGUUACAGGAGCGUGAAGACAUUUGUCAGCUCUCACCUGUACUACCUGGUAGCGGAGUGGCUCGCACAGAGACAGUCUGAUGACCGCUACACUCUGGGAUCCUUCCCUUACAGUCUCCUAGACCACGACACGGUCAAAGACUUCUACAACUCCUCUUAUCAGGUGCUGAUCCCCCACCUGGUCUUCCUGGACGACUUUGAGCAGGUGAAGUCUAUCGGGAGGUGUCUUGAGAAGGACUGGAGAGGCUUGCUGGCCGACUGUUUCCCCAAGAUCAUGGUCAGCAUUCUGCCCUACUUUGCGCUGCCUGGCCAGGAUUCACAGGUUGCACAGCAGAGAGAGAAGGCCCACCGAGUGUACGACCUGCUCAAAGACGCCAGCUGUCUGGGCAAGCAGCAAAUUGACAGCCUGAUCCACAGUAACCUGGCUGACAUCGUAGUGGAGCUACUGAUGACUCUGUAUGAAGGAAGUGGAGCUGAAAGAGACAGAGGAGACCUGAAACGCUUCAUUGGUGAACUGGAUCCUGUGCCAAAUCCCCCAUACUUCAGCUCAUAUGUCAUCAGAGCUACACUGGACUACCUCAGCAAGUGCCACAGUGCCAACCAUAAGUCCCUGGUAGCCAUUCUGUCGAAGACGCCGAUUUCCAUCCAGAGGAUUCUGCUGGCGGUGUGUGAAAGAGCAGCAGAGACAACCAACAGCUAUGAACGUCACCGCAUCCUCCUCAUGUACCAUUUGUUCGUCAGCCUGCUGCUGCGGGAGGUGAAGGACGGCCUGGGGGGAGCCUGGGCCUUUGUCCUCAGAGACAUCAUCUACACGCUCAUCCACCAUAUCAACAGCAGGCCGCUUCAGUGCGAUGAGGUUUCGAACCGAAGCCUCUCUCUGUGCUGCGAUCUGCUGACCUCUGUGUGUCAGGCAGCUCUUCAGUUCUGCGAUGACGCUCUGGACUGCCACCUUCAGGUGAUCGUCGGGACUCUAACUGCUCAAGUUACCAGCCGGCCCUCUAUCUCACAGCAGGUGCUCAGCCUGCUGCAGUUCCUUGUGAUAGAAAAUCAGCAGAAGUUAAAAGGAGCCAUCAGCAAGUUGGAGCCUUUUCCUGAUAUCGCUGAGUUCAGAGAGCUGCGCUCUGUGCAGCACAAACUCAAAUACAACACCGGCACCUUCACGCUGAGACAGGAGAUAACUCACUUCCUGUCAGUGACGUCCUGUGACUCCUUACCUCUGACCAGACUGGAAGGAUUGAAGGAGCUGACCAGACAGCUGCAUGACAACAAGGCGCAAAUCCGAGAGUUGCUCAAAGAGUGCCAUGCUGAUCCCUCUGACAGUGUACUGGUGAAGCUGGUCCUCAGUCUGCUGCAGCUCUGUAAGCUAGCAGUCAACCAACCUGGAGGAGCCGGCAUUCUAGAAGCAGCAGGCAGCUGUCUGGGAGAACUAGGCCCUGUAGACUUGUCCACCAUCGCCCUGCUCCACGGUAGAGACCCCCUCUAUGAGAAAGCUGUGUCUCUCUUCACCUCCUCCGAGUCUCAGCGCCUUUACAUCAUCCUCAACUGCAUGAACGAUGCGCUCACUCAGCAGCGCAUCGAGGUGAGACGGGCGGCAGCUCAGUGUGUGAGGAACAUCCUCGCAACUCAGUCUGGAGUCGACUUCUGGGAUCAACACAAAGACAACAAAGACCCAAUGCUGGCUUACCUCAAUCCCUUCAGAACGUCCAGGAACAAGGUGGUUAGUGUGAGUGCUGAGGAGAGCACAGAGGCCAGGAGGAAGCUGGAGAGCCAGGAGUUUUGGGUUCCCCAGGCGGGCGGCCACAAGGCCUGGCUGAAGGCUCUGUGCACAGCUCUGCUGGACAGCGGAGGGGUCAGGAGUGAGGCUCUGCUGCUGUCGCGGCCACUGUGUCUGGUGUGGGUGGACUGCUGUCAGACGUUGCUGCCUCUCAUCAUUCACUCCAUCCUUCUGGAUGACUCUGACGGUUCGUGGAGGGAGUUGCUCUCCUCCCACAUCCAGGACUUCUUCAGCUUUUGCUCCAGAAGUGCUCAGGCCGCCAGUCGGUCUGCCACGCCUCUCAACUCUGACUCUGAGUCUGACUCUGUCAGUCAGGGCUUGUAUGAUAAAACCUCUCUGCGCUCGAUGCUUGCUGUUAUUGAUUAUCUGAGACAUCAACAGAGACCUCUGGAAGCUGAAAGUAACUCCUGUGGGACAGUGUGCGACUCAAACUUCUGGCUGGAGCUGAACUACCUGGAGGUGGCUAAAGCUGCUCAGUCCUGCUCGGCUCAUUUCACGGCUCUGCUGUACACUGAGAUCUAUGUUGAUAAGAUUAAAGCAAACAUGGAGGAAAGUCGCAGAACUAAGUCCAGAGCAACACGCAAAAUCAAUUUUGAAGACAACAGCCAGACCAUCACCAUCUCCAGCCUGACUGAGAAGAGUAUGGAAGACACCAGUAUCAGUCUGCAGGACCUGCUGAUUGAGGUGUAUCGGAGCAUCGGAGAGCCUGACAGCUUGUAUGGCUGUGGAGGAGAGACCAUGACGUCUCCCCUGACAAGGAUUCGGACUUAUGAACAUGAGGCUAUGUGGGGGAAGGCCCUGACUUCAUACGACCUUCACUCUACUUUGCCUGAAGUCACUCGACAAGUGGGAAUUGUAGAGGGUCUGCAGAACUUUGGCCUGAGCCGCAUCCUCGCCACCUACAUGAGGGGUCUGGAGAGUGAAGGGGUGGAGUGGGGGGCCGAGCUGCGGGAGCUCCGCUUCCAGGCGGCCUGGAGGAACACACAGUGGGACUGUGAGCUGUCAGAGAAAAGCGAGAAAUCCACUCCUGGCUUCCACGAAUCAGUGUUUUGUUCCCUGCAAGCUCUCAGGGACAAAGAGUUCUCCAUAUUUGAUGAGACUCUCAAACUGGCAAGGGGUGCUGAGGUGGAGGAACUGUGCAGAGGCAGUUUGGAGGCAGUGUCCUCCCUGUACCCGGCGCUCAGGAACCUGCAGAGCAUCAGGGAGCUGGAGAGCGUCAAACAGCUCUUCUCCAGGCCUUUCUCAGAUGUGACUCUGAGAGAAGUUUGCAGCCAGUGGCGGCAGCACUCCCAGCUGCUGGUCGACAGCGACUUUUCCUUGGUGGAGCCCGUUCUGGCCGUCCGCUCCGUGGCCCAGCAAACCCUGUUGUCUAGAGUGGGAGAUGUCGACGGCGCCCAGUACCUCAGCUCUGUGCUCACUGACCACCUCAUGGAGCUCUGCCGUUUGGCCCGCAGGGCUGGAAACACACAGCUGGCAGAGCGUGCAGUCCACCAGAUGAAGCAGCAUGGCGGCGCCGGGACCUGGGUGUCGUCCCCCGUGUCGUCAUGGCAGCUGGAGGAGGCGCAGGUGUUCUGGGCGAAGGGAGAGCAGGGUCUGGCUCUGGGCCUGCUGAGACAGAUGAUACACAGCCUGGAGGAAAAGGUGGAUUUAAAUCCUGCUGUAGCGCCGGUCUACACCCAGUGCCUCAGGCUGUGUGGAAACUGGCUGGCUGAGACCUGCCUGGAAAGUCCUGGCGUCAUACUGGAAAAGUUCCUGGAGAGGGCUGUGGAGGUGAUAGAGGAGGAGUCGGUUGUUCAGGACUCCGGGCUGCAGAGCCAGCGGACCGAGGCCUUCUUGUCUCUGGCUCGUUUCUCGGACGCUCAGUACCAGAGCAUCGACAAGUACAUGAACUCGUCCGAGUUCGAGAACAAGCAGGCGCUGCUGGAGAAGGCCAAAGAGGAGGUGGACCUGAUGAGGGAGCGCAAAGUGACCACCAACAGGUACACGAUAAAGGUGCAGAGAGAGCUGGAGCUGGAUGAAAAGGCCCUGUCCAACCUACAGACAGACAGACAGCGCUUCCUGUGUAAGGCGGUGGAGAAUUACAUCCAGUGUCUGGAGCAAGGAGAGGAGCACGACACCUGGGUGUUCCGCCUGGCUUCGCUCUGGCUGGAGAACGCUCACAUUAAGGUCGUAAAUGACAUGAUGAAGAAAGGGGUGAAGAAGAUCCCUUCCUACAAGUUUCUGCCUCUCAUGUAUCAGCUGGCUGCUCGCAUGGGAACCAAGAUGGCUGCCGGCGCGGCUGAGGACACGGGAUUCCACGAUGUCCUCAUCGACCUGAUCUGCAGAGCCUCCCUGGAGCACCCUCACCACACGCUCUUCAUCAUCUUCGCCCUCGUGAAUGCCAACGAAGACGAGAACUUCUGCAAGUCCCGGCUGUCCAAGAGCGCUCCGCGGCAGCCCUCACAGUUUGACCUGGAGCGUUCGUCUGUGGCUCGGAAGAUCAUCAGCGCGAUCAAAAAGAAGAGGGGCGAGAUGAUCCGAGGGAUCGAGCGUCUCUGCAAUGCCUACAUCACUCUGGCUUACAUGGAUGCCAGCAGGCACAAGACCGAGAAGAAGGCUAUUCCCAUCCCUGCGGAUCAGCCCAUCAUGCAAAUCAAAGACCUCGAUGAGGUUGUCAUCCCCACAAUGGAGAUCAAGGUUGAUCCGUCUGGUUGCUAUGACAACCUGGUGACGGUUAGAUCCUUCCUGCCCCACUAUCACCUGGCCGGAGGAGUCAACCUGCCCAAGAUCAUUGACUGCGUCGGCUCUGACGGCAAGAGCAGGAGACAGCUGGUCAAAGGCCAGGACGACCUGCGGCAGGAUGCGGUGAUGCAGCAGGUCUUCAGCAUGUGCUCCAUGCUGCUGCAGCGCAACGCAGACACCCGGAAGAGGAAGCUCAACAUCAGACGAUACAAGGUGGUGCCGUUCUCUCAGCGUAGCGGCGUGUUGGAGUGGUGCUCCGGCACGGUGCCCAUCGGGGAGUUUCUAGUGGAGCCCAAUAAAGGAGCCCACAAACGCUUCCGACCUGCAGACUGGACCAACCUGGCCUGCCGCAAGAAAAUGAUGGAGGCUCAGAGACUCGCAUUCGACGAGAAGCUCCAGGCCUACGUCGAGGUGUGCAAGAAAUUUCGGCCGGUCUUUAGGUAUUUCUGCAUGGAGCGGUUCCUGGAUCCCGCAGUGUGGAUGGAGAAACGGCUGGCUUACACCCGCAGCGUGGCCACUUCCUCUAUAGUUGGCUACAUUGUAGGUCUGGGAGACAGACACAUCCAGAACAUCCUGAUUGACGAACAGACUGCGGAGCUGGUGCACAUCGAUUUAGGUGUGGCAUUUGAGCAGGGGAAGAUCCUCCCCACGCCUGAGACGGUGCCCUUCAGACUGUCCAGAGACAUUGUGGACGGGAUGGGAAUCACUGGAGUGGAGGGAGUUUUCAGGAGGUGUUGUGAGAAGACAAUGGAGGUGAUGAGGAGCUCUCAAGAAGCCCUCUUGACUAUUGUUGAGGUGUUGCUGUAUGAUCCUUUGUUUGACUGGACCAUGAACCCUCUGAAGGCCUUCUACCUGCAGCAUGACGAGCAGCAGGAGCUCAACGCCACACUGAGCUCCACUAUGGGGGGAGUUGACAUGGACAACCAGCGUAAAUCCAGUGACAGUCAGACCUUCAACAAGGUGGCGGAGCGGGUGCUGCUGCGACUGCAGGAGAAGCUGAAGGGCGUGGAGGAGGGCACGGUGCUCAGCGUUGGGGGGCAGGUCAAUCUGCUCAUCCAGCAGGCCAUGGACCCCAAAAACCUCAGCAGACUCUUCCCAGGGUGGCAGGCCUGGGUGUAGGCCUGGGUGUAGGCCCAGGUGUAGGCCUUGGUGUAGACCUUGGAGAAGGUACACAAGGACGGGUUCCAUUCCUGCUCUCCUGUCAACAGACAUUCCUUUCUAUAUUCAUCAGAAGAGAUUGGACAGAUCAAAAUCUCCUUUUAAAUAGUUUUUAAACUCUUAAGACUUUUGGAGUCAGAUUUACAGAUUACUUGAUCACAGUCCUAAAUCACGGUUUACCUUGCUGUGGGCUAGUUGAAGGAUGCACUUGGGCACGGUUCAGUUGGACUCUGGUACAACACACAUUCUUACCAGUGUCCAAACAUGGAACUGGACCAAUAAUAAAACACAGAGUAAACAGACAUUUACUCCGUUUGGGCUAUGCAAAAAAAAAAAAAAAAAAAAAGAUACAGAAACGUAAACAUCCAUAGGCCCAGAACAGUUAAUGGGGUCUGAGGGAACAAACGUACUCGGGUAUGUACGUUCUUGGCUCCUGAGUUCCUAAUCAGUCUCUGCUGGAAACUACAAUCAGCAGUAAUUAGAAAAAAAAUAAUGAAUAAGCAGUUCAAUAUAAAUAAUAUAAUAUAAAAGCCAAUCAACUUUGUCCCUGUGAGCAGUCUGGUCUGAGGACUGAAAUAUGUUUUUAUACUUUAUACAAAGAAGAAUGUGAAUGUUUUUCAGAUGUUCGCUGGGGAAUGAAUGAAUUAUUGCCAUUGAAUGUCCAAAGCUCUUUACCUUGAUGAAUGGUUGAUGAAGGCCUGAUAGGUUUUGCCUUUAAAUCACUUUGAAAUGUCAUUUCUUUCUUUCUCUUCUGCCGUUUCUCUUCUUUUAUCGCUUUGACGACUGAAUACAGCAUCGUUCUACAGUGAACUUUGUAAUAUGUGUACAGUUUGUACUGUUCCAAGCUGCUUUGUGAUUCAAGUGCUGCUUUUUAAAAAUGAUCACUGUAUCAUUUAACUAAUAAAAAUAAAAGGUUUUUUUGUUAUCA